UCCACUACGCAUAAUAUAUAUAUGUUUACAGCAAGGCUCUGUAGACAACAAUCAUCGGAGAAGCUUCUUGUUGAUAAAACAGCGUGUAAAGACCCCUGACGCUCAAUCGUUUGGGGUCGCAAACUACCCUCCUCCUCCUCUGUGUCAUCUACACACAACACAAAAACAGACGGAAAUUAGGGUCCAGUUUAGUUUACGAAACAGAGUAAUCGCCAGGCUUCAAAGUUUUGUUCUACAGCAAAAGCUUCCCAAUAUGAAGGCUCUUAUUCUUGUUGGAGGAUUUGGAACUCGGUUGAGGCCAUUAACUCUCAGUGUCCCAAAGCCACUUGUUGAUUUUGCCAACAAGCCCAUGAUCCUGCACCAGAUUGAGGCUCUAAAGGCUAUAGGGGUCACUGAAGUGGUUCUGGCUAUCAAUUACCAGCCAGAGGUGAUGCUCAACUUCUUAAAGGAUUUUGAGGCCAAGCUUGGGAUAAAGAUCUCAUGUUCACAAGAGACAGAGCCGCUUGGAACCGCAGGCCCCCUGGCCUUAGCCAGAGAUAAACUAAUAGAUGAUUCUGGAGAGCCAUUUUUUGUUCUUAACAGCGAUGUUAUCAGUGAAUAUCCCCUGAAAGCGAUGAUUGCAUUCCACAAGUCCCAUGGUGGUGAAGCUUCAAUAAUGGUGACAAAGGUGGAUGAGCCUUCAAAAUAUGGUGUCGUGGUUAUGGAAGAAUCAACAGGUCAAGUAGAAAGAUUUGUUGAAAAACCGAAAGUAUUUGUGGGUAACAAGAUCAAUGCUGGGAUUUAUCUGCUGAGCCCAUCUGUUCUUGACCGAAUUGAACUGAAGCCCACUUCGAUCGAGAAAGAGACCUUCCCAAAGAUCGCAUCCGAGAAACUGCUGUAUGCAAUGGUUCUACCAGGGUUUUGGAUGGACAUUGGACAGCCAAAGGACUACAUCACAGGCUUAAGGCUGUACCUAGACUCUUUAAGAAAGAACGCACCAUCCAAACUGGCUAGUGGACCACACAUUGUGGGUAAUGUCCUGGUUGAUGAAAGUGCCAAGAUCGGUGAGGGAUGUUUGAUCGGGCCGGAUGUUGCAAUCGGGCCUGGGUGUGUGGUUGAGUCAGGUGUGAGGCUGUCACGGUGCACCGUGAUGCGGGGAGUGCGCAUCAAGAAACACGCGUGCAUCUCGAGUAGUAUCAUCGGUUGGCACUCGACGGUGGGACAGUGGGCGCGGGUAGAGAAUAUGACGAUUCUUGGAGAAGAUGUGCACGUGUGCGACGAGGUGUACAGCAAUGGAGGGGUGGUUCUACCCCAUAAGGAAAUCAAGGCAAGCAUCUUGAAACCAGAGAUAGUGAUGUGAAGAGUAUGUUAAAUAUAUAACUAUAUAUCAGAGGGGAGGUUUAGUUGAUUUGAUGUGUUUGUGUUUUAUGUGUAAAAUGACCCACCCCAUUAGACGUUAGAAACAUCAAUUGUUAAAAGGGUCUGCUUUUUGCUGUUUUGUUGAUCUUAGUAUCGUAUCGUAUUUUAAUGAUCUCCUUUUGUUCCUUAA
Messenger RNA from Cynara cardunculus var. scolymus (artichoke), 1528 nucleotides. RefSeq names its product mannose-1-phosphate guanylyltransferase 1. Gene Ontology annotation, biological process: GDP-mannose biosynthetic process; cell wall mannoprotein biosynthetic process. Gene Ontology annotation, cellular component: cytoplasm. The transcript has 5 exons. Gene Ontology annotation, molecular function: GTP binding; mannose-1-phosphate guanylyltransferase (GTP) activity. The record is from RefSeq and is a predicted model, not a curated record. Bases 254 to 1339 code for a protein of 361 amino acids. NCBI's taxonomy places the organism in Eukaryota, Viridiplantae, Streptophyta, Magnoliopsida, Asterales, Asteraceae.